AGAGGACUAAAAAGGCCGGCUUUUCCCCAACCUUUCCAGUUCCCAGGGAAGAGGCAUAAGCCAUCAUCUUCAUCAUCAUCAGGAGAGAGAGGAGUAGAAGAAGAAGAAGAAGAUGGUGAGCAAAACAGAGGAAGAGCAAGUGAAUAGAUUGGAGAGUCAAGUGGAGAACGGAGGAGGGGGUGCUUGGGAGUACCUUUGCCUUGUCAGGAAGCUAAAGCUUAGACGCUCUGAUAAAGUCUUAAAGUUCGGAUUAUCCAUCCUCAAUGACCCCAAAAAACGAUCUGCUCUUGGCCCUGAAGAAUGGACUUUAUAUGAGGAGGUAGCUGUUGCGGCUAUGGACUGUCAGUGUCUUGAUGUGGCAAAGGAGUUUACUAAGGUGUUACAAAAGAAGUUUCCGGGAAGCAAAAGGGUUGGUAGGCUAGAAGCAAUGCUACUAGAAGCUAAAGGAUCAUGGGCAGAGGCGGAAAAGGCUUACAUGAGCCUUUUGGAGGACAAUCCUCUUGAUCAGAUAGUACACAAAAGGAGGGCAGCCAUGGCAAAAGCACAGGGGAAUAUUCCGCUUGCGAUUGAGUCUCUCAAUAAAUAUCUUGAAAUAUUCAUGGCAGAUCAGGAUGCCUGGAGAGAACUAGCUGAAAUCUAUGUUUCCCUACAAAUGUACAAGCAAGCAGCUUUCUGCUAUGAAGAGCUUAUUCUGUCACAACCAACCAUUCCAUUGUUUCACCUGAGCUAUGCUGAUGUGCUCUACACUCUUGGUGGACUGGAAAAUCUACAGACAGCAAAGAAAUAUUAUGCCUCUACAAUAGACUUAACUGGUGGAAAGAAUACAAGAGCACUUUUUGGUAUAUGCCUGUGUACUGCUGCUAUUGGACAACUGACAAAAGGACGGAACAAGGAAGACAAGGAGAACUCACAGCUACCGUCUCUUUCUGCAAUUGCAUUGGAGAAGGACUAUAAACAGAGGAAUCAAAGCAAACAUUCUCUGCUUACUGCCACCUUAAAAAGCUUGAAACUAUCGUAGUAAAGUUAUUGACAUGGCUUAUGACUACGUCUUCCCUUGUGAACUGGGGAUUGCAAGCACCUUCAGUCGCGUGACAAGUUUCUGCAUCAGUUAAUGUUUGAUCGCUUAAUUGUAGUUCUUUUGCUAUCCAAAGUCCUUUUACGACCAUGAGAGAAUAGCUAUCUUGUGUUUUAGUGCUCUAAGACAAAUAGGAGCAUUUUUUGCCAUUGAUUUGCUUAAACUUUAUUUCUGCCCAGGAAUCUGGUUGUAAUGUUCCUUAAAGUAGGCUGAGGGUAUAUGAAUUUUACUAGAUUGUGUGUACCAUUUGGAGGACUUGCCUUUCUUCUUCCAUUUUUUUUGGUAUAUGCUCCAAAACUGAAACGA
Coffea eugenioides is the source of this 1381-nucleotide messenger RNA. Its product is annotated as ER membrane protein complex subunit 2. NCBI's taxonomy places the organism in Eukaryota, Viridiplantae, Streptophyta, Magnoliopsida, Gentianales, Rubiaceae. Bases 113 to 1018 code for a protein of 301 amino acids. Gene Ontology annotation, molecular function: protein binding. The transcript has 9 exons. Gene Ontology annotation, biological process: protein folding in endoplasmic reticulum. The record is from RefSeq and is a predicted model, not a curated record. Gene Ontology annotation, cellular component: EMC complex.